UCCUCUCUCUACCCUCUCCUAUUUUUGCCCCCUUUCUCUCUCUUCUCGCCUGCUCCCAAACUCCCCCCAACUCUCACCGCCACCUCAACUCAACAAUAAGCCCUCGCCCCGUCUCAUAACCCGCUCUAAAGCUCCGCCAAUUACCCGCCAAAUAAGUCUCCUUCUCCACCCCCCGAGCCUCCUGGAUCGGACAUCAGAGGGCCCCCCUGCGCCGGAGAUGGGAGACGAGGGCAGGACCGAGGCCGCCGCCCCCCACGCGUCCCAGGCCUCGGCGCCGGCGACCAAGAAGCGGGCGAGGGACGGCGCUGACACCCGGGACUUGAAGAGGGUCGCGGAGAUUUUGAUGGUGUUGGCGGGGAUGGGGGAGAUGCGGGGCCGCCGGGAGCCGACAGCCGCAGAGAAGGCUCUGGUGGCGGAGGCGCGGGAGACGCUCGUGGGGAUGUGCGAACACGUGAAGCCCAAGGAUCUGUUCUCCAGGGAGGCUGUUAGGGUUGUGGUCGAUGAUCUUGGGCUCAAUCGGUCCAAGGAUCACAUGAUGGGGUGCCGGCCUCCCAAGAUGUCCAUUGCUGAGAAGGUCUUGCUCACUAAAAGAAAGAUGGAGGAAUCCAAGGUAGUUGCCACACAUUCGGCAGUUUAUUCAUCUCAUCAUCUUCCAGCCAGCUUUGGUGCAAAUGUUGAAUCCCAUGGAACUUUGUUCCAUGGAGCCUCUAGGUUCGUAUCAGAGAAACCAAUCGCAGUGGCGCUGCCCGCUGGAGGCUAUCAGAGUACUCCACCUGUAUCACAUGUUCCUACACUAGCUUCUGCUAUCUCCUAUUCAAAGCAGCUGCAAAUCAAUGAGACACAUGCUGUGGUCACUCCCAUAAAAUCAACAUCCAAUCCACACCAAAGGGAUUCUCUUUCAUUAACACUGCCUCAUGCAGAACCAGGGCGCCUCAGGUUGGAUGCACCACUAGAUGGGCCAACUUAUCAAACACAACUUCAAGCUACUUCUGCCGAAUGCAUGCCACAUAAAACCCCAACAAGUUCUAUGCAAUUAACAUCUGUUGCUGUAACAAAGGUUGGCCAGGCACAUAAGUUGCCGGAUCAUGCUUCGGUAAAGUCUGAGGGUAUUCACGAAGGUAAUGCUAUUCAAAAUUCACAAGCAAUAAGAAAUCAGGAAAUAAGAAGUUCUGCAAUUCAAGUUGGACAAGGAAAUCUGCGUACUGCACAUCAGCCUCCACCAGGCCAAGCAUUUGUUAAUGCACCUCCUCCUUUUACCAACCAUGAUGACAUUGCUAAAAAUGUGCAGAGGAUAUUGCUCCAAAAGGUUUCUGAUCAUCCUAGUUGGACUCCACCCUCAACUGAGUACAUGAACAAGCCUCUAAAUUGCCAAGCAUGCAAGAUUACUAUUAGUGAUUUGGAAAGUUUGCUUGUCUGUGAUGCUUGUGAGAAAGGAACCCACUUAAAAUGCCUUCAGUCUUAUGGUAACAAAGGCAUUCCUAAAGCUGAGUGGCAUUGCCCAAAAUGCUUGGUAUCAAGCAAUGGCAAACCCUUGGCACCUAAAUAUGGCAAGGUUACAAGAGCUGUUGGUCCAUCAAAGGUUGCUUCAAAUGCAGGUGUUACUCAAGCAUCCUCAGAGAAGAAAACAGUAAACACAGACUCAAAGGUUAAUCAACAGAAAGCAAUAGCCAAUGGAAAUUCUGGUGUUGCAGAUCUUGCCCGUCCUUCCAAUAUGGGAGGCAGCCAUGCUGAGUCAGCUUCAGGUUCAAAGAUGAAUAUUGCAGAAGUGCAGUCUAAAUCUCCUGCAGCUGGAACGGAAAGAGAGGAUGGGAUGUCUAAAGGGGCUUCCACUAACCCAUCUAGGGAAAAUGCUGAAGUGGUCUGUAUCAUCUCGGGCACACAAAAUGAAAGUAAUGAUAGGCACAAUGACAAUAGUGGAUCAUCUUCAUGUGACAUGAAAGCGACCUCUGAGUCUAUGUUGCAGCCAAAGUCUGUUCUAGAGAACUCCUGUUCCGAGCAUCCAUAUGCAAUUGUUGUUGACAACACUAAUCAGUCUCAAUUGUCUGGUGACUUACAAGUUGGUGAUGGAGUAAAGUUGCCGAGUGAUGUUGAAGCUUCUGCAACUCAACAGCAGGAAAUCAGCAAGCCCGGCGACAAUGAGCUUAAAGGACCAUUUAUUAAAAGGGAAACAUCUGAAAACAGGGCUAUUAAUAAAACUAGGUUAGAUGAUGGAGACAGUUCUCAGGCAACUUCAAAUGGUACCCCAUAUUAUGGGGAUGAAGCUAGAGAUCAUGGCAGGCCUUCGCUACUGGACUUGCAUACUGUAGAUUGGGUUGGUGAUGUUCUCCAAGUUGUAGAUGAGAAGAUGUAUUACCAGUCUUGUUGCGUUAAUGGUAUUUUGUACAAGCUUCAAGAUCAUGUUUUAAUUGAUUUCAACUGUCAGAAGUUUGUUCCUUCGAAGCUCCAGGCAAGCCUUUGCUUGGAUCAUUAUAUGGUCUUUCAUCUUUAUGCAAAUACUGUGACAUGCUUGUUCCCCAUUCUUUAUUUCAUAUCUUUGUGGGAGGAUAAUAAAUCUGGGUCAAAGUGGGCUACCGUAGAUUUGUAUUACUUUCCCAGUGACCUUGCAGAGACUGUUAGCCAACCAUCUACCACUGAAAACAGUGAGGUGAGCCAUCAACAAUUGCUAAAGUCACAACAUUAGGUGUAUGCUUCAAAUAAUAAAAAAACCAUAAUGGCGGGCUCAAUACAUGGUCCUUGUGAAGUUUUAGCCAUUGACAAGUUUAGGGAAGAAAGCGAUAGGAGAUUACAACUAGGCGAUUCAAAAAGCAGUUUGCAUCCAGUUUUUGUGUGCAAAUGGAUGUAUGAUGAGUUGAAGGGCAGCUUUCAGGCAGUCACCAGUUAAUGUAAUGCGGCAAAUUUUUAUGAACAACAUUGUCUAAUCUGUGCAUUUAUUCUCAGCUAUUUUUUCUCCAAGGCAGAUCCUAAAAUCAGGUGCCGAAGUGAACUGCUCUUUGGGAAGCUGACAAAAAGAUUUCUAAACCCUGUUGUAUAUUAUGUAGUUCUUUCUUUUUGAGGGGAAAAUACGUAGUUCUUUUUCAAGUGCAGGUUGCUGAUUCCUUUGUUAUUUAUGAUCUCGACUGCUUUCUGGCAGAGUUGGUAAACCUGCAAUAUAUCUAAAUUAAAAUUUCACGAGUACUGCACCACAAUUCAAAUUGUUGACAAAGAAGUGAAGGCUACAAAAGGAUGUUUUAGCAUGCAACUCGCUGAGCCCCGUAAAAUUUUAGUCUAUUUGUGAUCCAUUUUGGUGAAAAGGAGGAGCAAAGGUGGUUGCUGGAUUUUCUUGCAGCACAGACCCCGCCGGCCCUCCCGGCAGGAGGCAGUUUUGGCUAAUAUUGUUAGCUAUAUUUGAAAAUUUUGAAUUGCAUGAAUAGCUGGCCUGAAUUUUGGCAGCCUGUCAGCUGCGGCAGGUUUGCAUCUCUCGAUGCUGUGCUGGUUGAGUAGUGUUGCUAAUGAUGCAGAGGUUCAAUAAUUGUGCUGAAGAGAGCUGUAGUGGAAAAUGCUGUUUUACAGAACGUGGUGCGUACAGGUAUGGUCCAUCCACGGGCGCCUCAUGUGUUUGGUAAUUUUACUAUUGACUGGUAUCGGAAUUUGGGUAAUAGCUUGAGGUUUGGUAUGUAACAU
Elaeis guineensis (African oil palm) is the source of this 3660-nucleotide messenger RNA. The record is from RefSeq and is a predicted model, not a curated record. Lineage: Eukaryota; Viridiplantae; Streptophyta; Magnoliopsida; Arecales; Arecaceae.